Messenger RNA from Chironomus riparius, 1338 nucleotides. The record is from the annotation of a GenBank genome assembly. Lineage: Eukaryota; Metazoa; Arthropoda; Insecta; Diptera; Chironomidae.
AGGUUAUGUUGACAGUAACAUAAGCAUAAAUUAAUUAAAUUUAUAGUAAAUAAGACCUCAAUUAACAAGAAAACACUUUGAAAGUAAAGAUUAACAAUGUAUGCAUCAGAAGAAGAUGAAAAUUAUUGCGCUACUUGCAGCAAUCCAUCGAAAUUAUGCUGUUCUCGAUGUAACAUAGAAUCAUAUUGUUCACAAAAAUGUCAAAUCAAAGAUUUUCCCAAUCAUCGCUACAUCUGCUUCCCGUUGCCUGAUUUAAUACCAAUCGCAAAAGAACAAGCAACAUCAACUAGUUCCACUGACAAUGAAAAAUUGGAUGAACAGAAUGAGAUUCAAUUGGAAGGCGAAGGGACGAAGAAUCAAUUGGAAACAACUGAACCCGAGAAGGAAAAUGAUGUAUUAGAACAACAAAGUGACAUGAUUAAAUAUGACAGCAAUUUUAGACGUGAUGAUACAAUCAUCGGAACUAUAUCCCGUACAAGUUCAGUCUAUGAGGAUGACAUUUCUGAUGAUGGAGUGGCUGAUACUAUUAAGCAAAUACAGCAUUCAUUCGAGUCCAUUGAAAACUUGAAGAAUUUACGAAUUACAGAUAAAUUGGCAGAAAUCGACGAAGUUCCGAAGAUAAAACAGGUAGUUCCUUUAAAGAAGGCAUGCCAUGAAAUAAUAGCAUCUAAAUCUGACAAAUUCUUCACGAUGAAUGAUUUAAAGAUCCACGAAUGGCCGAAAUCAAAGAAUAUUAAAGUCAAAUUACAGACUAUUGUUCAGCACCCGAACGUUAUGGCAUUUGUUGAGGAUAAGAAAGUAAUUGAGCACUUCUAUGAGUUCAUGGAUAGCGAGAUUAAGAAGUAUAGACCAUGUAUAUCUGAAGAUUAUCAUAAAUACUUGCCAAAAACAAACGAAAUCGUAUUGGGUCAUUUCAAUGGAUUUUGGUAUCGAGCUGUUGUCCUAGAUUCAGAUCCGAAGGGAAUCAUUGUUUUGUUCAUCGACUACGGAAAUAUGGAUCUUUUAUUAACGGAUGAGAUUCUUCCAAUAUCCAAUGAAUAUUUUAUCGAUAAACUAUCAUUUGAAGUCUGUUCCCGACAAUUUAUUGUUGACAAUAUUCCGGCUGAACUCGACGAGAAGCAACAAGAAAUAUUAGACUCAAAAUCAAUGAUGAUAACUAAUAUUCGGGUCGAUGACAAAGGCUUGACGCACUGCGAAAUCUUUGGAUUCUGAAUCAUCAUUUAGAUUACUUUAAGCAUUAAUAGUUUUCGUAGAAAUCUCCAUAAAGAAGAUGUGAGAGAGUUCAAGAGAAGAACACGAGAUAACAAAAAAAUUACCAAAUUAUCACCAAACAAUUGA